Messenger RNA from Gallus gallus (chicken), 4913 nucleotides. RefSeq names its product purinergic receptor P2Y2 (gene P2RY2). Gene Ontology annotation, biological process: blood vessel diameter maintenance; positive regulation of mucus secretion; phospholipase C-activating G protein-coupled receptor signaling pathway. The transcript has 2 exons. Gene Ontology annotation, cellular component: plasma membrane. NCBI's taxonomy places the organism in Eukaryota, Metazoa, Chordata, Aves, Galliformes, Phasianidae. The coding region runs from base 1138 to 2214 and encodes 358 amino acids. The record is from RefSeq and is a predicted model, not a curated record. Gene Ontology annotation, molecular function: A1 adenosine receptor binding; G protein-coupled purinergic nucleotide receptor activity; G protein-coupled UTP receptor activity.
UUUUGACUGCGCUCCCAGAGGGCGGCAGGCAGUGCCGGGUUGUUCCCUUCCCGAUGUCUCGAGCAGCUCCUGAUCUGGCGCAGGGAUUUUGAUGAGUCGGUGGAAUGCGUGCAAUUAGGGCAGGGAAAACACCCACGCUGUCCUUGUGGCCUUUGCAAAGGAGCCGUCGGGAAAUAAUAUGCAGUCAAUGGAGCGUGGUUCUGUGCUCCGGUACAAAUGGUGCUUGUGCCAGGGGAGGCACCAGCAGAUGCAAAGGGCUCUGGCAAUGAGUGAAUCCCCAUUAAUUACCAGGGGUGGCCCAUUCAACCCCAAUGUGAUGCAUUCGCCGUGGCCACAGCUGGCUGGCUUUGGUGACUUGGGUAUGGAAUUUGAUGGGAGGGCAAUGGGAAGGCUGAGAAAGGGGCCUGGAAUUGGGACUGGGUGGGUUGAGGAGUGGGUUGGAGGGGUGUGGUGGUCAGUAGCCCUGCCCACAGCAUGGGGCUGGGACCUGGGGGUCCCUCCCAGCCCGAGCCAUUCAUGUCCAACCCAGCACUCCUGUGUGUCCCUUGGGUGCCCGUGACCUUGGCAUGUGCCCUCCUCUGGUGACAGUCCCCUCCAGGGAUGGGACUCAGUAUCCCCUGCCCGGGUGGAUCCUGGUACAGGAGCAUUUGGGGAUGUGGGCAUCACGUGGCUGUGCCCUCAGGUGUCUGUGUGCCCAUGCACGUGGCUGGCAGGAUCACAGUGCCAACGUGCCACUGCGUUUCCGUGCGUGGAUGGAUCCAGACCAGCUCCGGGUGCCCAAACCUCAGCUCCAUCCAUGGCUGAAGCCGUGCUACAAAGAGAGCCAGCUGCUGCCAACAGGUUCAUCGAGACCUGGCGAUGCUCUCAGACAUGAGGUCUGAUUUUUGGGUGGUCUUGUGUGGAGCCAGGGGUUGGACUCCGUGAUCCUUAUGGUCCCUUCCAACUUGGAAUAUUCCGUGGUUCUAAGACCCCUGGAUGGAGGAAGCCAGGCAGGGCGAUGCCCUGAGCGCGCUGUGCGUGAGGACACCUGGAAAGCUGUGCAAGGUCAACUGCAAGAAGGUAAUCGUCCUGCUGUGAUCUCAGGAAGGACCAGGAGAGCUGUUGCAGCAGCUGCUCCUCCCCAAAACGUUGGGGGUGAUGGCGAACCUAUCAACCCCUGCAGCCUGGACCAGAGUCACCCACAGCUCCUUUGUCGCAGACAAUGCUGACAACAACACCUACAGGUGUGUGUUUGAUGAGGACUUCAAGUACGUCCUGCUGCCCGUCUCCUACGGCAUCGUGUGUGUGGUGGGGCUCUUCCUCAACCUGCUGGCCCUUUAUGGCUUCAUCUUUAGGAUCAAGACCUGGAAUGCCUCCACCACGUACAUGUUCAACCUGGCCGUGUCCGACACGCUCUACGUGGUCUCCCUGCCCCUCCUGGUGUACUACUACGCCAUGGGGGACAACUGGCCCUUCGGAGUGGGUUUGUGCAAGAUAGUCCGCUUCUUGUUUUACACCAACCUCUACUGCAGCAUCCUCUUCCUCCUCUGCAUCAGCAUCCAUCGCUUCCUGGGCAUCUGCUACCCGCUGAAGUCCCUGCAGUGGGGACACGUCCGCUACGCCCGCAGAGUGUCGGUCAUCGUCUGGGUGGUGACCGUGGUUUGCCAACUGCCCGUUCUCUUCUUUGUCACCACCAGCAUGAGACGUGGCACCAUCACCUGCCACGACACGUCCAGCAAGGACCUCUUCGGCCAGUUUGUCAUAUACAGUUCGGUGAUGAUGGUGCUUCUCUUCUGCAUCCCCUUCCUCGUCAUCAUCGUCUGCUACUGCCUCAUGGCCCGCAGGCUGUUGCAGCCUACCCGGGGCAUGUCCCGGCUCUCCCGAUCCAAAAAGAAGUCAGUCAAGAUGAUAAUCAUUGUCCUGGUGGUCUUCAGCGUUUGCUUCCUUCCUUUCCAUGUCACUCGUUCCUUGUACUACUCCUUCCGGAGCUGGGACUUGAGCUGUCAGACCCUCAAUGCUAUAAAUUUAGCCUAUAAGGUGACCCGGCCCCUAGCCAGCACCAACAGCUGCUUGGAUCCCGUACUGUAUUUCUUAGCAGGACAAAGAUUUAUGAAGCUCACGGGCAACAAAAUCCCAUGGAAGCUUCAAAAUGAGAUGGCAAUGGGGACUGUGCCCAACGGACCCUUGGGAACCAGCAAUGACACGGACACGACGUCCAAGGACGUGAAAUCCUAGCUCUGCCCCUCACCAUGUGGCAAUGGAAGGGUUCAUCCCACGUGUGAUGGGAGGUGAGGAUGCUUCAGGGCCAGAGGCCUUUGGUGUUUGCAGUGCCUUGGCUCCGAUGAGUAUUGCUGUUUGGAGCACGUAUUUUCAGGGAGGUGCUGCCGUGGUGAUAGGGGCAGGCACCGUCCCUUUGCCUCUUUCCCUGCCUGUUCAUCAACAUGUGGCCUCUCCCUGGCAGUCAGCCUGGGUGACCUUCCAGCGUGGUUGCAAAAUCUGCUAAAAUUCACACCCUGGAUGCCUUAGACUGUUUUCUAAUGAAGAAAACGCUACGUGCAAAAAAUCCCAUAGAGAAAUCAGCCUGCUUUCCUCCAGCUUCCCUGGCACGUGAGGAGUGUGCGUUUAUCAGAAGUCUUUCCAUGCCUUGGCAAGGGAAGAAAGACUCUUGAUUCACGGGGAGUGUCAGCUGUGGUUGUGAUAAACAGGUUGAUAAAAGGUCAAGUGCAAACAGUGCCCGCGGCGGGGACGGGACGCCCGCUGCUUUGCAUCCCUGGGGAGAUAAUCCUGGAAUCAUGAAGGUUGGAAGAGCCCUCCGAGAUCCUCAGGUCCAACCCCAGCCCACCCCACCACACCCCUCAGUGCCCCGUGUGCCCCUUUCCUGAGCCCCUCCAGGGAUGGUGACCCACCACCUCACUGGGCAGCCUGUGCCGACGCAUGGCCACUCUUUCAAAGACUUUUUUCCCUAUUUUCCAACCUGAGCCCCCUCCCUGGUGCAGCAUGAGGCCAUCACCUCUCAUCCUAUCGCUGUUACCUGGGAGAAGAGAUUGACCCCCACCUCGCCACCACCUCUAGUCAGAUAAUGCUCUCCCAACUCCAGCCCCUUUCUGAAGGAUUCCCCGUUAAAAGGGGCGCUGGUGGGGGGCACUCCUCAUCCCACUGGAAUGUUCUGAUACCAGCAAGUGGGUCCCCCAUUUCUCCAUUGAGGUCAACAUCGCAGAGAGCCACUAGUGUUUCCCAACAGCAGCAUUCACGUCUGAAAAGCUUGUAGGAACCAGUGGCUCUCCCUGUGCUGCUGCCUUUAAUAGUCACCUCCAGCUCUGUGAAAGGGAGGGUGAGCUCUUUGUGCCUCAUUUUUACUCUCUUGGUUCCAACAAAGCAUCUCAUGGUUCCAGCAAGGUGGUGAAGACCAUUGCCCAUUCCAUUGGUUCAGUAUUGAUGCAUCCUAUCACUGUUCCCCAUUGUUGCCCAGAGAUGUGGUGGAUGCUCCAUCCCUGGGGACUUACAAGGCGAGGCUGGAUCAGACCCUGGGCAACCUGAUCUAGCUGUCCGUGUCUCUGUUCAUUGCAGGGCAGUUGGACUGGAUGGCCUUUAGAGGUCCCUUCCAGCUCUAAGGAUUCUAUGAUUCUAUGAUUGUCCCACUUGGAGCCACUUGGCAUAUCCCAUACUGACAGCGUGGGCCUCCAUAGGGCAAUAUAUGGCAGUGCUGACUCCGCUUUUAGAAGCCAUGCCUGUAAACACGGUGCUGAGCUUAACCCCAGCCCUGUGGGGUGGAUGUGGGCUUGCACCCCCACCGGUUCAAAGUCAGCUGGAGGAAGGAGCCACCAAACCCUCCACCAGAAGGUCUACGUGGCCCUCCUCUCCCAUUGCUGGGUUAAGAACUGGAGAGCCCAGACACGCGGUUUCCUGGCCCAGCCCUGCCACGAGGAUGCUGAUUCCUCACCCCCAAAAAUGAAAAUUGCUCCUUCUGCAGAACUGGUUGAGUCCUAUUUCAUAAAAACGGCCCAGGCUCUAUUUUAGGGUUAGACAAACACUUCUGGUCCCAGUUUAGGCUGAUUCCUCAGACCUCUUAGUUUCUCCCAUCCCUCCUGCCUGUGAAGUGGCUUGGUGGGGGCAAAGACGUGGAGAUAAAGAAAUAGCUGGGACAUUCCUGUGGUCUCAGCUUGGUGGAACUGUGGUCCCAUGGAGGGCUCCUGUCCUGACCCACAAUAUCACGGGCACAGAAGACAAAGGAGAGGACUGUCUCCAUGCUGAGCACCAUCAGGAAAGGAAAACAGAGCAUUUGUAGGGUGAGUCAUCUCAUCCUGGAGAGGAUUGUUAGAGGGGGUUGGGUUAACAUAGGCGUUGCACCUUUUUCUCCCCGUGGAGCUUCAUGGGAAGGGUUACAGGCAGUCACCGAGGUGAGACAAAUAAUAGAGUAGAAUCAUAGAAUGAUAGAAUGGCCUGGGUUGCAAAGGACCACAGUGCUCAUCCAGUUCCAACCCCCUGCUGUGUGCAGGGUCGCCAACCAGCAGCCCAGGCUGCCCAGAGCCACAUCCAUGAAUCCAAGCGAAGCACUGGGUUGGUACGAGCCAUUCUCUGGGCCAGGUCUUGCCUGCUCACCCACCGUUGCCCAAAAGCAGCGUGAGCACCGAGCUACGUGCUCUGAAUAACUCAAUAAACCGUGCUCCCAGCUCCCUCCUUUGCCCCAAUCGGCACUCUCACCCUCACCACCACCACCGCUAUUGGGGUCCCAAUGGUUCUCCUCCAAUGCGGAUCAGGUGGAGAGCUGAUGGAGAGGGCCCGAUGGAAGUGUACAUACAGGUUUUGUGUUUGUUUGUCGAAGCACUAACUUAUAGACACGCAUGAAGAAGUGGGUUUUGUGAUAAUAGCUGUACAUUUUUAUUUUUGUAACAUGCAGACGUUUCUUAGAGUGAAUAAAUUUAUUUCUAUUGCGA